Messenger RNA from Guillardia theta CCMP2712, 729 nucleotides. RefSeq lists its product as hypothetical. Gene Ontology annotation, cellular component: plasma membrane. Bases 1 to 729 code for a protein of 242 amino acids. Gene Ontology annotation, biological process: monoatomic ion transport. The record is from RefSeq and is a predicted model, not a curated record. Gene Ontology annotation, molecular function: monoatomic ion channel activity. NCBI's taxonomy places the organism in Eukaryota, Cryptophyceae, Pyrenomonadales, Geminigeraceae. The transcript has 4 exons.
AUGCUCGUUGGGGAGGGCGCAAAGCUCGAUGUGCACGGAUGCAAGACUGUGGACAUGGCUUCCUCCUUCGGAAAGGCAUUGCUUGAGUUCGUCUUCAUCGUGUUUGCUUGCAUCACCUUGCUUCUCGGCAUCAACGCGGCCAAGAGCAAGGCAGCCAGCCGCGUUCUCUUCCCUGCCACCUUUGUCACUGGAAUCGCCUCCAUUGCCUAUUUCUCCAUGGCAUCUGGCGGAGGAUGGGUGAUCGCCCCAGACUGCAGGCAGCUCUUCGUGGCCCGCUACCUUGACUGGCUCAUCACAACUCCCCUCCUCCUCAUCGACCUCGGCCUCGUCGCUGGCGUCAGCCGCUGGGACAUCAUGGCUCUCUGCCUCUCUGAUGUCUUGAUGAUUGCUACUGGGGCAUUCGGAUCUUUGACUGUUGGCAACGUUAAGUGGGUUUGGUGGUUCUUUGGUAUGUGCUGGUUCUUGCACAUCAUCUUUGCCCUCGGCAAGUCCUGGGCUGAGGCCGCGAAAGCCAAGGGAGGAGACUCUGCGUCCGUUUACAGCAAGAUUGCUGGCAUCACUGUGAUCACUUGGUUCUGCUACCCUGUUGUCUGGGUGUUCGCUGAGGGCUUCGGAAACUUCUCUGUCACCUUUGAGGUUCUCAUCUAUGGCGUUCUUGACGUCAUCUCCAAGGCUGUGUUCGGCUUGAUCCUCAUGUCGGGUGCUGCUACUGGCUACGAAUCCAUCUAA